GUUUUGCAGAAUGCGUCAACGUGCACUUCGAGAACAAAGACGGUGGCUUCUUCCUGAAACAAACUUCACGUCAUAUCCUUCCGAGCCAACCCGAUCUUAGCGAAGAUAAUCCGACCUCGAGAUUAUCCACUGACCGUUUUACAGUAUUCCAAAGUUCUGAACCGAUUUCGGUUCGCGCAACUUAUGGCCCUUUUAGCACGAAACAGACAGUUCCUGCACGUUACGUCGUCCCCGAUCCUCUACCACUUAACGCUACCGGAACGUCUAUCGACAUUCAAGAAUUGGCCACACAUCAUCUUGACAUGUCAGCUCACAUCGUCAGAAACGAAAUACCACGCGAUACUCCCGUUCUUAGAGUGUUAUUUCACGCCGGAACGGAUCCAAGCGCAAGAAGACAAUUGUUAAUGGCCAGGCACCAUCAAGUUUGUAUAGUUUUGCACGCGCUCUUGUCCAAUCAAACACCGUUAAGUGCCGCUUGUAGUCCCGAUGGUGAAGACGGGGUUUGUUUGGCCCAAAUUACGAUACCUUCUUUUUGGUGGCCUCCAUUACCGACUUUUGAUAAAUCGGGAAGGCAAGGAAAAAUUGUAAAAACCCCACCGCGAUUAGUACAAGUUUCUUAUUCAAUACAAGAACCUAAACCUGAAGAUGGGGAAACUUGUAAACCUCAAAUACAAUUGCAACCAUCUACCGUUUUGGGAAUGAUACCUUUAGUCCAGGCGAAGGCUUCAUAUAAAGAAACACCACUCGCUGAAGGACUUAUUCUAUCAGUUCCACAUCCUCCGUUAUUUCCAUUAUCUAGGAUCCACAUUCCGGUGUUUAUUGAUAGUCAGAAAGCGAAAGGAAUAUCAGGAGUUAUUAUAAAGGCUAGAGUUAAAAGCGGAAUUCGUCUCUUGGGAGCUGUGGCGACCGAUUCUGCGACUUGGAACAUUUCGCUGGAGAUGAAUGGAAGACACACAGGGGCGACGGUGAAUGUGCUGCGAAAGGAGCCGCCACCACCCGUAUCCGAUCCUGCAGAAACAGCGCCGGAUACAACUGGACCGGAGCUGUUUGAGUUGUUUACAUGGUUGGUGGAAAUAUCAGAAGACGCCCCAGAACCUUAUGACGACGCGAAAGUAGUCUGGACUGCGAAAUUCGAACCACCAUCCGAUGUGGAAGCCGCUGGAGAACACAAAACCGACGGUAGGAAAACUACCAUGAAAUUGGAUAUACAAAAGGAUGAUAUUCAAGCCGUCGUGCCAAUUAGCAAGAACUGGGAAGUCCUGAAUACGGCUGUCUUGACUGGCAGACAGGUGUCGCAAGCGAUGAAAAUAUUCAUAGUUUCUCAAGCAGGGAAAGCUGCCGACGUAACAUUCCAGGCGUCCUGUCACUCGGAAGACGAUAGCGUGUUAAAGGUAUCUUCGUCGUGCAGUAGCGUAUAUGUUGAUGGUAGCGAAGCGAGGGGGUCGGUGAAUGGAUCAGUUCUGGUGAAGUAUGGGACAUAUACUGGCUUGGCACGCUUCACGGUCUGGAUGCCGGAGUUCCCCCUGGAACUGCACGUCCCCGACACCCGUUUGUCACAGCUCAAGUACUGGAAAGUACCCGACUACCAGCCGAGCAUUACCAAACUUCGUAGAAGAAAAAAGAGAUCGUACAAUAAUUUGUGGCGUGGAAACCCAUUAAAUGAUGAUUUGGGUAACGUCAUAGAACGUCCAAACUGUCGGCUGCGGUACCAACAAACGACGGUCGACGUUUACGCCCAUUUCAUGGCCAUAGACCACGACUCGGGUAGAGUGACCUAUUUGAUCAACCGCAGGACGCUCCUGCGAGUUACAGACCUCAUCCUCCCUUCGCUUAGAGUUAGCGAUCCGAGGAUAGCGAGCCUUCACGGUAGGAUUCUGCAAGGUCGCAGUAUGGGGCGUACGGAAGUGCAGGUGCUAUCUCCGAUAACCGGGAGGGUCAUUGGGGCCAAGGAGGUGCGGGUUGGAAAUGAUAAAGUCGGGCUUACCAGGUUAUCCGUGCAGGUCGUCUCCGGGUUGCAACUUAACAUCUCUCCCGAUAGUUCUAUUGAGAAUGGAUAUGUCGCUGAGACUAGUGUUACAAGAAAACUUACUGCGCAAUACCAAGAAGGACUUUUAGAUAUUGUUUUGGAAUUUUCCGAUGAUAGCAAAACCCCUUUACGCGAAAUCUCCGAUGCAGAUUAUCAUUUAGUGGUGGAAAGUGUAGACCCUGAAGUUGUUGCAUUUGCCCCGAUGGUGGCUUCACAUCAUCCGAGAGUUAUUGCAGUUGGGGAAGGUAGUGGGGAUCUUUUGCAAGUCACUCUUCUUCUGUCUGAAGAAUGCAAAGGUCCCGGUCGAGGAAAAUCUAAAGGUUCUGGUCCAUUGGCGACAGCAGCAGCUUCCGUUGUCGUUGAUUUUAGCAGCAACGAUUUGGCACAUAGACCGGAUUUGCUUCAAAACGAUGGCGGAUCAUAUGGAUCGUCAAAAGGAAACAGAGAUUUUCAGGAUUUACAGGACAUCUUAAAAGAUGAUGAGCCAAACGUUCAAGCUAGACAAUACCAAGGAAAUAAAGUUGUUAGGCAUCACACUAAUCAAGGUGGAAUGACCCCUCUAGAAAUUGGAAUGUAUGUUUUAUUGGCGGCUUUUUGUUUUGCAAUCGUGGUCUUUGUAGUUUCUUGUGUGGUGUAUGCUUCGAAAUUUAAGCCACUAGAGCUGGGAUUGGAUAGUAUUAGAGCAGCUCCAGCGAGUUCGAUUAACCCCGUAAUUCAUAGGGAACAUCGCAAACCCAGAGAAACAACAACAAACGCACACGAUUGGGUUUGGUUGGGACGAGCUACUUUGGAUCAUUCGAACAGAAAUUCAACGGUCAAUAACAACACAUCCGAAAUAAGAAUAACCGCGAAUCCGUUGAAUUUAAAUUACGUUGAACCCGAAGAUUGCGUAGUUACCAGUUUUAGUAAUCCAACUCACAUUGAAUUACCCAGCCGAUCAGAUCUAGCCCAAAAGCCACUUGUUGACACAAGUACUUAUUGCAAAAACAAACCAGGAGUAUCCGAGAUACCAGAAACUUUAGACGAUGAAGAAGAUUUAGAGAUUUGGAAUAAACCCACCCCUCCACCACCUCUUCCUCCUCACGGUAUUCAGACACAACUAGAAAAAUUAAAAGAACAUUCCAUCGAAGAAUAUAGACCCCCUGUUCCCCCUCAUCGAAACAUUGGAGUUUCAACUCAAAACACAUCCGCGGAUGCUUCACCAAGUAGAAAACAUCAUCACCACCACCACCACCGAAACAGCAAACACCAAGAAAAACCUAAAUACGACCCAAACUUCGUUAGGUACUCCAGAAACGAUGACAUCGUUAUUGAAUGUGGAACGCAAGAUCCAAACUCUAAAAAAAGCGUUUUUGAAUUCGACGAUGAUCCACCCAUUUCCAGCGCAACAGAAUCCUUGGAGGCUGCCCCAAUCGUGCAGAAUCACCAACCAAAAACGAAUGAGGAAGAAUUAAAAUUCGUGCAGUAUCCAAAGUCACCAACUAAUUAUAGAAAUCCAAGAAAUAGUGCGGAGGUAAAACGUGCCACAAUCAUCGGCAAUCCUAUGUUUAGUGCGGAUGAUCAUCCUCAAGAAGAAGUCUCAACCGAUCUUGCAGGAUUGGAUGGGCUACAAUUGGAUAUGGAUUAUGAUCAAAUUAUGCAUUAUUUCGAAAAUUUAAAGGAAUCGAAUGCCUGAGUAGAAGAGAUCAUUGCAAGAAUCCGAAGCAUUCUCAUGUCGUUCAGUAAACAAUACAGAAUGGCUGCGCUGAACGGAAACGUUUCGAGCACAAUUUUGGAAGAGGACGUCAAUGAGAACUUUGAUUACAUAUUCGACCAUCUCAGUGAAUCAUACGCUUAGUAUGGAUAACACUGAAUUGAAAAAAGUUGGGUUGUUCUGUCAAUUAAUUGAAAACAAAAAUAAUCAUCGGUUAAGAAAAACUGAAGAGUAAUAAUCGCCUUGUUGUCUCAAUUUUACGUAACUGCUUUAACAUCAUCACUUUCACAUCUUAGCGAUAACGGAACAGAGUUUUAUGAGAAAGCGCACAUAAAAUAACAAGUUGAGAGAGGAAAAUGUUUAUAUUUAUUUUAUGUUGAUGUCAUAUCAUAUUAUUUUU
Onthophagus taurus is the source of this 4119-nucleotide messenger RNA. The record is from RefSeq and is a predicted model, not a curated record. Lineage: Eukaryota; Metazoa; Arthropoda; Insecta; Coleoptera; Scarabaeidae.